Molecule: messenger RNA, 951 nt
Organism: Capronia coronata CBS 617.96
Lineage: Eukaryota; Fungi; Ascomycota; Eurotiomycetes; Chaetothyriales; Herpotrichiellaceae
Exons: 2
Coding region: 1-951 (316 amino acids)
Biological process (GO): translation
Cellular component (GO): ribosome
Molecular function (GO): structural constituent of ribosome
Source: RefSeq, a predicted model, not a curated record
AUGCCUCCGCGCGCAUCCUCAGCGGUGGGGAGCAGUGUAUUCAACUUGACCGGCCUCCUCCAAAGCUUGCCAUCUGCAGUCCGCAGUCAAGCCUUUACAAAAUGCUCGACAUGUCUAUUUUCGACGACGCCCGCGCUGGAGGCUAAGGCCUCUUCUAGAAAGCGCAAAGCACGACGACAUAUUGACCCAUACCGGUUGGCUCAAGCUCGACAACGCAAGGCUGCCAAUCUAGCCCGACAGAAAGUAUUGAAUGCGGAACGAAAACUGGCACUGGGCGAUCCGGUCCGGUCACGACCGACGCCUUUCAUCGAAUCUUUACAUUCACCUGCUUCGCUAGAGACGGUCAAAGAAUCAUACCUGAAUUACUUGUUAAAACAAGAAGAACUCAAACAAACGUUGGAAUACUCCAGAUGGCUGACUGAGCCUCUCCCUGAGUCGAACCAGCUUCCCGGGGCCAACGACAACCUCGCGGAAAGGAUUAAAGAGCAUGCUGACUCCCACGAGAACGCCACAAAGGCUCUGCUGGCCAUUACAUCAUUGGAGAGCGGGAGCAGCAAAGACCGGACCCGGGCGAACGUGCAGAGGUGUAUAGGGGAGUUCGGGCGUCACAACACAGACAAGCUCCUACCACCGAGACUACUGAGCAAACGGGCCCCAUCGCCGUCUUCGAGCGCUGAGAACGCUGCAGUCGAGAUUCCAAAACGGAUAGGACAAGAUACUGGAUCGCCAGAAGUGCAAAUUGCCAUCCUGACGACGAAAAUCAACGUUCUUGCGGACAACUUGCACAAGAAAGAUAAAAGUAACAAGCGCAACCUGAGGCUUAUGGUACACAAGAGACAGAAGUUGAUGGCGUACUUGAGACGCCGGGAUAGAGGUGGAGCGAGGUGGCAGAACAUCAUGGACAAGCUUGGACUCAACGAUGCCAUGUGGAAGGGGGAGAUUAGCUUGUAA